AUGAAGAUAAAGAACCAUGAGAGGGACAAAUAUGGAAAGUACACCGGAGCUGCUAGGUCCGCUGUUAUAGCUGACCUGAAAGUGAAGCUCAAUCAACAACAGAGUAUUUUUACCAGAAUUACAUCCACACAGGAGUCUGCCCUCAAGGCGUCUUACUCUGUGGCACUGGAGCUUGCUAAAGCCAAGAAGCCCUUGUCAGAUGGCGAAAUGGUGAAGAGGUGUGCAAUGGAAAUGGCCAAAUCAUUUGGAGACGAGGAUAUGGCUAAAAACUUUGAAACUGUCUCCUUGUCCCGUCGCACAGUGACACGCAGAAUUUUUGACAUCCAUAAUCACGUCGAUGGCAAACGGAAACAAGUCAUGCACGACUGCAAAUACUUCUCAUUAGCGUUGGAUGAGAGCACAGAUGUGACGGAUAUUAGCCAGCUACUGAUUUUCACUAGAACGAUUGACAGUUCAUUUGUUGUACACGAAGAACUUUUAAAAUUGGUGUCGUUGCACAACACUACUAAAGGGACGGAUAUUUUCAACGCCGUUAAAAGUGUUGUGAAUGAGUACUAUGGUGGCUUUGACAAGCUGUCAGCCGUCGUUACUGAUGGCGCACCUGCGAUGCAAGGAAAACACAAUGGUUUCGCCGGGCUCCUCCAACAGAGUGGGGUGGACUGUCCUAUACUGCAUUGCAUCAUCCAUCAGGAGGCUCUCUGUGCCAAGACACUUAACUUCAGUCACGUUAUGGAUCUGGUGACUAAAGUUACAAAUCUCAUCCGAGGAGGGAAUAGGUCUCUCAGUCACAGGAGGUUUGUAGCUUUUUUGGAUGAAGUGAGCGCGGCGUAUGGGGAUUUACAAAUGCACACCGAGAUUAGAUGGAUGAGCCGAGGAAAGUGUCUGGAGCGUUUUUUUGCGUUGCGCACCGAACUGCCUGUGUUUUUGGAGGACAGUGUUCGAGGCGAUACAAGUGCCUACACCCGAAACUCAGAGACACCGAAUUUCUUUGCGAUAUGGCCUUCCUUACGGACGUUACCUCACACCUCAAUCACCUGA
This is a messenger RNA of Rhinichthys klamathensis goyatoka, 1038 nucleotides long. RefSeq names its product SCAN domain-containing protein 3-like. The transcript has 3 exons. The coding region runs from base 1 to 1038 and encodes 345 amino acids. NCBI's taxonomy places the organism in Eukaryota, Metazoa, Chordata, Actinopteri, Cypriniformes, Leuciscidae. The record is from RefSeq and is a predicted model, not a curated record.